UAAGAAUAUAAAAUAUUAUAAGCUGAUUUGUAUUUUCAACCAAAUAUCCUUAUAAUUUUAGCAACAUGGGUCGUAUGUAUGGCAAAGGUAAAGGUAUAUCGCAAUCGGCAUUACCUUACAGAAGAUGUAUUCCAACUUGGUUAAAGCUUACUGUAGAAGAAGUUAAAGAACAUAUAUUUAAAUAUGCUAAAAAGGGUUUGACUCCAUCUCAAAUUGGUAUAAAAUUACGAGACCAGCACGGAGUUGCUCAAGUUAAAAAUUUAACAGGAAACAAAAUUUUAAGAACACUUAAGGCGUGUGGGCUUGCUCCAGCUAUUCCUGAAGACUUGCACAAUUUGAUAAAAAAGGCAGUUGCAAUGAGAAAACAUCUAGAAAAAAACAGAAAGGAUAAAGAUUGUAAAUUCCGUUUAAUUUUAGUAGAAAGUCGAAUUCAUAGGCUGGCCAGAUAUUACAAAAGAAAAAGCAUACUUCCUCCAAAUUGGAAAUAUGAUUCAUCAACUGCUUCUGCUUUAGUGGCAUAAAAAUAUUAUUAUAUAUAUGUAUGCAAAAUUAAUUUAUAUUUUAGUUUGAUAAAAUAAAUAUAUAUAUGGACAUGAAGUUUUGAUUUUGAUUCACAAAAUUUUAUAAAUAGCUAAAU
Messenger RNA from Gordionus sp. m RMFG-2023, 637 nucleotides. Its product is annotated as small ribosomal subunit protein uS15-like. Gene Ontology annotation, cellular component: ribosome; cytosolic small ribosomal subunit; nucleolus. The record is from RefSeq and is a predicted model, not a curated record. The transcript has 6 exons. The coding region runs from base 66 to 521 and encodes 151 amino acids. Gene Ontology annotation, molecular function: small ribosomal subunit rRNA binding; structural constituent of ribosome. Gene Ontology annotation, biological process: translation. NCBI's taxonomy places the organism in Eukaryota, Metazoa, Nematomorpha, Gordioida, Chordodea, Parachordodidae.